This is a messenger RNA of Macrosteles quadrilineatus (aster leafhopper), 6179 nucleotides long. RefSeq names its product synaptosomal-associated protein 29-like. The transcript has 5 exons. The record is from RefSeq and is a predicted model, not a curated record. NCBI's taxonomy places the organism in Eukaryota, Metazoa, Arthropoda, Insecta, Hemiptera, Cicadellidae. Gene Ontology annotation, biological process: synaptic vesicle fusion to presynaptic active zone membrane; exocytosis; synaptic vesicle priming. The coding region runs from base 271 to 1056 and encodes 261 amino acids. Gene Ontology annotation, molecular function: SNAP receptor activity; syntaxin binding. Gene Ontology annotation, cellular component: plasma membrane; SNARE complex.
CAUUUGAUAACUGAUUUUUAUCGUUAUCGUCUGAGUUUGGUUGGACUUGAUUAAAAGAAGCUCAGUAAGACACUUAUUCAUAAAAAAUCACAAUUUUAUUCUUGGCUUCCUUUUAAAUAUUUCUGUUAUAAGUGUACAGUACAUUACAUUACAUACUGCAAGUGCUUCUGCUACUUUUAGGUUACUCUAAGGCUAACCAUACUAAACCAAAGAUCGUGUUCUUGCUUGAUUAUUUGUUAACAAAGAGAGUUCUAAGAUACGGUAAGAAGUAUGUCUAACUAUUUAAGUAACAACAAAUCAGCUUUGUUCUCAGUCGAAGACGAAGUUGAUGAUGAUGAGUUUUUGCGACAUCCACAAUCUGGAAGAUCUGGGUACAUGAUGGGUGAUGUCCAAAAUUCACAAACGAGUAACAUUGAUCAACUCCAUCAGCAACGCUUGGAAAAGCAAAAGGAAAUUCAAGCAAGAAUUGUUGAGACAUCACAGAGAUCAUUAUCAACGCUUUUAGCCACAGAAGAAAUUGGUGUAUCAACUGCAGAGGAAUUACUACGACAAAGGGAGCAAUUACAGAGAACUGAAAAACAUCUUGAUGACAUCAACAGUACACUUAGGUUCAGUCAAAAGCACAUUCAGGGUAUCAAGAGUGUUUUUGGAGGAUUGAAGAAUUAUCUUAGUGGGAAAAAUUCGAAUGCACCACAAGGAAGCAGAUCCAUACCUGAUUCACCUGUUUCAAAUUCUGAUUCAAAGCUGGUGGAAGCCGUAGAAAGUUCGAAGCCAUACGCUUCGUCUUCAUCCCAAAAUCAUCCUGCUCUGCGUGUGAGAGGCCUGACUGAUGAGUCUAGUGAACGCUUCAGUGCAGCUGAUCCGGAGAAGGCUCUGAACGAGAAUUUGAACCAUAUGGUUGAUUCCAUCUCUAGAUUAAAAGGUUUGGCCCAUGGUCUCGGUGAGGAGAUAGAGUCACAGAACGAACUGGUCGAGAACAUAAUAGACAAGACUGAGAAAGCUGAUAUAACUUUGAGACGACAAAACAAAGAUAUUGGAAGAAUACUCAAAAAAUAGUGUAAAAACUGAUCUUCAUUCCAUCGAUGUCUUCAGUAUCACGAAGUUGUAAUGUUAAAAGCCAAAGUGUUUCAAGUUAGUUAACAAAGAGUUAAAUAUUUUCUUAUGAACAGGUAAAUUAUGUUAUGUAAAGCAUUUGCUUUUGUAUUUUAAAUAUCCAAAAUUUCAAUUUUAUGUUCUCCUGUGAGAACUCAAGAGAAAAAUAAUUUCUUGUGUUGAAUUGUAAAUCAGUGUAAUGUGUAUGUGAUUAAUCGAUAGUGUUAUUAAAACAGGACAUAGUGUUUGUUGUAUUGCAAUUGAAAAUGUAUCUAAAUUAUGCAUGACUGCUUAAAAUUAUGUAAGUAAUCAAUAUAAUGUUAUUAAAUGGUUCUUAUUUGCAUGUAUCUUAUAUUACAUUCUCAUGAUUUAAAACUCUAUGGCUGUAUCCUCAUCUUAAAAAUAUUAUAGGCCUACUAAAAUGUUUACCCCUUAUUGAUGAGAUUAAGAUGAAAACACCGUUAGUUAGUAGGGAGUUUUUUUUUUUUAAACGCAACCUGAUUUGUUUAAGAUCUAAGUAUCCAAAUAAAUGGAUUAACAACAAAUUUUAUACAACCUAUUAUUUCAGUUUGAUUACAUUUAGCUUACGUUAAGUGUUCACUCAAUCCGCCGUUGACAUACAAACAAAGUUGUGCUCUUCUUUUUAUCUAUCAUAUUAAAAAAAGAAUUUUGCCCGUUUCUCCUAUGGAUCAGGGGUUCUGAAUUUGUUCAACAAGUCAAUAAAUAGUAGAUUUAUUGGGUAAUGGAAUACCACCUGUAAGCUUAAUUGAAAUCCUUUUCUGGCAUAAAACAAAUGACUUACAUCUUAAAUGUGUUCUCCUGCAUUACACAGUACUAGGGGUGUGCGAUGCAUCGAAAAUGCAUCGAAAUUUCGAUUCGAUUCGAUUCGAUGCAUCGAAUCGCGAUUCGAUUCAGUGGUGGUCAAAAAACGAUUCGAUUCACGAGGGAGUCAGUAUCCAUAUACGAAAAACGCCUGCAGAAAGUCAAUGCAAUACCCGCAAUACAGGAGCGCGUUGCUGUUGCGUUUCCUUUACGAAGGCGUUCUUAUUUAAUACAUUCUUUGCAUUAAAUAUAGCUUUAAUUGUUUUAUAUUUUUUUGUUUUGACAUUGCAAAUGAUUAGAGGUUUGUUUUUUGUCUUGAUGUAAGCAGUGUGUGAAAUAUUUUACUACUGUGAACCUAGCCAAAACAAGGUAGGUUACUCCAAAAUCAUUUUAAAAAUAAGUCUGAAAAAUUGUUACUUAAUACUUAACUAGUAAAAUUAAUGUUAUAGACUGAUUCAUUUGGUAUUUUUGUUAGGUGUCUGCCGGUCCCCGUCCCCGAAUUUUUGUUGGGGCAAAAGAAAAAAAAAAGAAUAAUUUAUUUCCAAAGAAACACUCUUAUAUUAUUAUAUCUAUUAUUACAGAGGAAUUAAAAUGUUCAAAUGAGAAUUAAAAAUUAAGUUGGCUCACGACCUUUAAGAAUAAAGAUACAACAGAGCAAUUGCGGCACUGCCACUAGCCAGAGCCAGGUCUAGUCGUCUACUGAUAAGAGUAACAAGACAAAAGCCGUGACGCAACACUAACAGUGCAAAGAAAACAAAGUCAAAAGAAUAGAAAGACUAUUUAUCCAGACAUACUAGUAUAAUCAUUUAUUGUUUAUUCAAUACCUAAUUAAAAAUAUAUUUUAUUAUUUUACAUAAUAAAUUAUAAACAAAAGAAAUAUCUGAUAUAGUGAACAGAUCUGUAUCUUGGUUAGAUGGGGUUAAAAAAAUAUAUUUCUAAGAUCCAAUACAAUAUUUACAACUCACAAAUUACAUUGAAUUAAUUUCUUUGAAAAUAAUCUCUAACAGUUUUGUGUUUUUGAAUAAAGAAAUAUAUUUCUUUGUCUCUACUCCCUUGUUUCAUCACUUGCAUUUUGUCAGCAAUUGAAGCAACUGGGUAGCAACCGGGUGGUGUAAGAGGGGAGGGGGAGGGUCUAUGACCUUGAAUUCACACAUCGUUGCCCGGGCCUGGCUGGUGAGACUGAUUCAUUGUUUUUGUUGACAUACUACUACCCUUCCUUAAGAGAAAAAGGCCCUGCUGUUCCAAAAACAUUGAGGGUAGUUUAAAAACAUUGACCUGUGUUGCCAAGGGCACUAGGCUAGAAGAUAGCAUUUAACUUUCUUGUCUCUUGAUUUAAUAUUAUUUUAAUCUUCUAUAUAUUAUUUAAGAGUUACUUUUCAGGUACCUAAUUAGUUGUGAUAUUGUUUGGCUUUAUUUUAUGGAUUUUUAAUUCUUUUCAUUCAUUAGCUAUCAAAAUCAGUUGUUUUAGGAUUUUAAUCUCUUGCAGUAGGUCUAUACUACUGUAUGACAUGAUAUGCAUUUUUUAGUCCUUAUUAAUUAUACCAUAAACAAUGUUUGUAUGUUAUUUACUGUUUUUGAGUUUUAUAGGAAAUUAGUUUACACAAUAUCUUUUCUUCAAUGAGUUCUCCACUUGACAUGUUGCUUCUAGCCUAUUACUAUUUUAGGCCCUAUAAAAAUAAUGCCUAGGUAAAGCUGUAGGCCUACUGAUGCCAAUAAUAAUUCUUUAUUUAUGAUGAUGUAACAAAUAAUGUAAGUGUGAGGUUAUUAUACUAAGGUGGUUAGGAGGCAGGGAAUGAAUGAUACAUAUUGCAUGGUGGAAACAUAUUAUUUUUAUUUUCUUCUUGCUUGCAGUCCUGAAGCCGGUCCACAGGCCCUAAACUUGUGAUAUGUAAAUUUAUUUCUUAAUGGUCUUUUUAUAUUAAGUUCCAUUCAAAUUUGUUGUAAUUUAGCUACCGGCACCUAUUUAGUUAUUUAAACAGUUAUUAAAAUGAGAAUGAAUGUCUUGAUAAAAAAAAUAUUUUCUUCUUUCUUGCAGUUGAGCCAAUUCAAGUAAAAAUUAUGAAAUAGGCAAGUAAAGCAGCUCACUGGUAUUUCCAGCAGUUAUUCUAAUACAUAUGAUUGAAAAUAAAUAUUUUUUCACCUAAAAUUCAUAUGUAAAGUAUGAAAUAGGCCUAAUACCACAUCAACAAAAAUUUGUAUUACACAAAUGUGAUACAUUUUAAUUAUUGUUAAUCCACUCAAUUGACAAUUAUGAAUAGAAAAAUACCGUAUUGCUUCGAAUCGAGUUGCAUCGAAUCGAAUCGAAAAUCUUUUGAAUCGAAUCGUUGCUUCGAAUCGAAAAUUUUUUGCUGCUUCGCACACCCCUACACAGUACACACCCUUUCAGCUUUCGAAAACACAAUUUUCUGUCUUAUUCACAAUAAAUUCCCAAUAACACUGAUCCUUGUAGACGACAAUGCAUACAAGCUGAUCAGUAUUUAAACUGAGGUAUGCCAAUGUCACCUGUUUCACCAGCUCUGUCGGAAUUGUGGGAUGCUUGAUUUCAUUUUUAACAGGCCGGCCAACCUAUGAGGUUGGGUUGUCUAAACAAUGACUCUGUACUGGUAAAUUGGGUUGUGUAAAAAAAGAACACCCUGCAUAUAGGCAUAAAAUAUAAAGGCAUUGGUUAUCCAAAGAUGUCAACAUCUAAAUAGUUUUAGUUUAUGCAAACCGUCCAUUAAAUGCUGAACUACUUUUUCUUUACAUGAAAAUAGGAUAUCUUUCCCAGUAUUUUGACUGAGCUUAAGUUGCAAUCCCAGUAUUCAUUUAGUGUGUGAGCUUUGAUAUGAGUCUCUAGGCGAAGGGAACAUUUAAAGCAGCUUUCAAUACAAAUACCUCCGCCGCAGCAAACCUGCAGACUAAGCGAAUUUCCAUUUACCAGGCUGGAAUUUUACUAAAAUAUGUCUUGAAAAUUGUCAGAUUUAUUUCCUAUCUAAAUAACAUUAUUUUAGUGAGUACUUUGCUGCUACAGGGAAGAUAUUGAGGUGUAUUUUUUUAUUGAAUGUUGAUAGCUUAGUAUGAAACAAACAACAUUUCCAAAUUUGGCAACAGUUUAUUUAUUCUCCAUAAGAAUAACAUGGGAAUUUUAAAUUUACAUUUUUCAAAUUAACUCCAUAAACGGUUGGGCAUACAACAAUGCUUUGUACAAAAUUGUUUCUUUUUUUAAGCUCUACAAAAUAGUUUGGAGAGAAAUUAUGAAAAUUCGUGUUUGUAGGGGAAAAAAUAGGAAAAAUCAAUUUUUAACCAUUUAACCCCUGUUCCCAUAGUCCGAUUAUGCUGGUUAGCAAACUCAUUCGAAUAAACGUAAGUUUACACAUUUGUACCAAAUUUUAUCAAAAAACAGAUCAUUUUUGCUCAUGUUAUCGCGCUAACAGACGUGUAUAUAUAUGUAUAUGAAUUUGAACGGAUGGUGUUUUUGGCAUCUGGGGACCUCAAAACGAAAAAGUAAAUCGGUCCUGGGCUUAGGUAUUACCACGAGACCUACGGUAAUAGUUUAUUCGCUAUAUGGGAAAUUCGCUAAAAAGCUUGAUGAUACAUUGUUUUUUGUCCUAGGACACUAGGCACGAGCCUGGGAUUGUUUUUCACAUUACUUCAGGCUAGACCUAGGGGUUGCGGCAUUAUCACUUGGAUAAAAUUCAUUGGUGACUAGGCGGGGAUCGAACCCGGGACCUCAGGGUUAAAGUCCCACGCUCAAACCACUACGCCAGCUCACUCCCCACAUAGACUUAAGUUAGAUGUUAAUGAUUAAUGUGUGAUUUGUGUUCCAUAAACUACAACCAUCGAAGUGGUUUAUAUUGAGCUCAUUAUUUAAGCUUAUGGUAUUGAUAAUUACUGAAAUAAUUUUUAUUUUUGUUAAAAAAAUGUAUACUUUUUUUUGAUUUUGGUGAAAACCGUCAAUUCAGCUUGCAAUUGAUAGUUAAGGAGAUCACUUCUUUGUCAUUGAAAGUAAACAUUCCUAUGAAGUGCCAUAGUAGUUGAACUUUCCCAAUGUCUGUCCUGUUGUAAUUUAGCACAUUCCAGAAUGGACCACCUAAAUCACUUGCCAAACUUAAUUGAAUGAAUUACUUGAUCAAAUGUAUCUUUAUUUACGGAUGGCACAUUUCCCCUUGAUAUUUCUGCAAAAGUAAAAAAAAAAUUUAAUAAAAUUGAGUUACGCGAUUUAUAGGCCUACUUACGAGACAUAAUUAUAUAGAAUGGUUCUCGUUAUUUGAGAGGAAGUUUGGAUU